Myodes glareolus (Bank vole) is the source of this 612-nucleotide messenger RNA. RefSeq names its product cytochrome c, testis-specific. The record is from RefSeq and is a predicted model, not a curated record. NCBI's taxonomy places the organism in Eukaryota, Metazoa, Chordata, Mammalia, Rodentia, Cricetidae. Gene Ontology annotation, molecular function: heme binding; electron transfer activity.
GGCCCUCAGCUGGUGCUGGAUCCGGUCUCUAGGAGGAGUCCUCCGGCACAGAGGUGGUACCUUAGAUCUUGGCCUCACUGCAUCAGGGGACCGAGGGUGGCACAGGGCACCUCUGCUGUGAUUGGGAACACAAAGUGUAGGGAAACACAACCCAGGUAAUACUUGGUCUAAUCUGGUAGACUGGAUUACAAAUAAAGUCUCAUCGCAGAACAAAAUGGGAGAUGCUGAAGCAGGCAAGAAGAUCUUUGUUCAGAAAUGUGCUCAGUGCCACACGGUGGAGAAAGGUGGGAAACACAAGACUGGCCCAAACCUCUGGGGCCUUUUCGGCCGGAAGACAGGACAAGCACCAGGAUUUUCUUACACCGAUGCAAACAAGAACAAAGGUAUUGUCUGGACAGAAGCAACUUUGAUGGAAUAUUUGGAGAACCCAAAGAAAUUCAUCCCCGGCACUAAAAUGAUCUUUGCUGGAAUCAAGAAGAGGAGCGAGAGAGAAGAUCUUAUUCAGUACUUGAAACGGGCAACAUCCUCAUGAAAUACAAGUGCAGCUUUGAAAUACUAGUUCUCAAUUUCAAAUAUUGUGCUUAAUAAGAAGCAAUUUCUGCUCUUUCUUGA